Messenger RNA from Opisthorchis viverrini, 900 nucleotides. RefSeq lists its product as hypothetical. Gene Ontology annotation, molecular function: mRNA binding; metal ion binding. The transcript has a single exon. Lineage: Eukaryota; Metazoa; Platyhelminthes; Trematoda; Opisthorchiida; Opisthorchiidae. The annotation marks the transcript as partial. The record is from RefSeq and is a predicted model, not a curated record.
AUGUCCACUGCGUCUCAAGACAGUACCACCGUGGAAAGCAUGUUCCUCAACAACUCAGAGGAUAUUGCUGCAUGGCUUUCGUUUGAAAAUUCGUCGGAUACAGAUCGUCCACUUGGUAUGGUUGAUGGUGUGUUCGAGACAUCUACUCCGAAGAAUUCCCGCUUGGAAAUAAUUUCCGAACUGAUUCACUUGCUGGAGAAGCUGGACCUGGCGGGGCACACAAAUGCAGCAUCACCCGAAUCGUAUGAGUCGUCGAACUUGGACUCCUGCUACUACUCACAUGAACUGGAACCAAACACACAAUUUAGUUCGAAACACAGUACAUCGGCAUAUCAAGAUUUACGAGGCGAGCGUUAUGGUGGCUACGAUAACAGAAAUACUUUCAGAACAGGACGUAUCUGGCAUGGCCGUCCUCAGCCUGGUUACGACCGUCCACGAUUGUGUCAGAUACCCUACAAAACCGAGCUUUGUCGACGCUACUUGGCCAGUGCUGGCAGAGAGUGCGCAUACGGAAGCCGAUGCCGCUUCGCACAUGGACUCGGGGAACUGCGUCUCUUUCCUUAUCACCCAAGACACAAGACAGAACUAUGCCGUGGGUUUCAUGAAGGUGGACGCUGUAUAUAUGGCAAACGUUGCAUAUUCAUUCACAACGAAAGCAAAGAGAAGCUGGCGGCGAUUCGGUCACUCAAUCGACUAUUGCAAACGUACGCACACACCCACCCGUACCGUUACGAUGUUCAUUUCACAGAGCUGUUAGAAUUCGGGCUCAUGCUAUCAAAAACUUCUGCAGAAGACUCGCCUUCAGGCUCCACCACGGAGCUCCCAUCAGGUGAGUCACAGCGGGCAGAAGACGUUCUCUCUUCACCUAUUAUGCACUUACUCAAGCUAUCCUUACUUGAU